CUGCUAGUCACUGUAUCACUAGACCAGCGCCGCACAAUCACCUAACAGUAUCAGACAAGCGGCGCAGUCCUUACUCAGCAAACACGGUGGUGGGACGUGAAGCUCCGCUCUCCACUCGUCCUUUUACUGAUUCAACAGCACUCGCCAGAUAACGAUGGCACGCCCGGUCAUAGGGGUUGUGGUACUGGUGUUGGUGGUGAGCCUGGCGGGGUUGAUGACCUCUGCUUUGCCCCCGCCUCCCAUCGGCUCGGCAUUCGCUGAGCUGCUUACUCUCUCCGAAGACUACUGGGAGUGGAAGACUCAGGAGUUCCCUUAUUUUUCCACGAUGUUGGGCAUCAACGACGACACCGCAACCCGCCUGGAUUCGUACGACAAGUAUCGCCUGCAGCAGCGGAAGGCCAAGUGCGAGAAGUUCCUACAGCGGGCCAACAAGAUAGAUGCCGCCUCUCUCUCGCCGGAAGACUUGAUCACCCUGAAAGUGUUCAAAGAAGAACUGAACACCUACGUGCAAAACUUCCCUUAUAAGAAGUACUACAUGCCCGUCACCUUCUUGUCUGGACCUCAGAGUUCCCUCAAGUACUUGAUGGAGAAACUUGUGAUCCUUGACUCCUACAACGAUUACGAGAAACUCCUCUUAAGGUACGGCGACUUUCCCAGACAGGGACAGGAGAUCCUCACAUUGCUGAGGGAAAACAUGAAAGACAACAUCAUGCCCUCCAAUUGGUCCAUGAUGAAUGUGGUAGAUCAAUUUGACAACCUGAUCGUCCCAGUGAAUGAAACUUUGUUCUACGAACCAUUCGUCAACAUGUCUAACACCAUCACCGCCGAGCAGAGAACCACACUGAGGCAGCAGGCAGAAAACAGGAUCAAGAUGGACGUGCUUCCCUGCUUGAAGGAAAUUCGAAACUUUAUAAAGAACCAGUACCUGCCGGCCAUCCGUACUGAAGUGGGAGUGUCGUCGCUGCCCGGUGGAAAGGCUUACUACCAGGCCUGUCUAAAAUUCCACACCACCACCGACCUCACGCCGCAGGAGAUCCACGACCUGGGCCAGAAGGAGGUGGCGAGGAUCGAGGCGGAGGUGCAGAAGACGGCUACGGAAAUCGGGAUGAAAGGCAAGACUUUCUCUGAGAUCAGCCAAGCCCUCAAGAAUGACCCGGCACAAAGGUUCAGCAGCAAGAAUGAUCUCCUGGAGACCUUCAGAAGCACCAUCUACAACGAUAUCUAUCCCCUAGUGAAAGAAAUGUUCCCCGGCCUGCCGCAGGCGAACGUCACAGUUGUAGGAGAUGAUAACCCAGACGCCAUCUUUGCGGUGUACUCCGAUCCCUCCAUAGAUGGCUCGCGCCUCGGCUCCUUCAUCAUCAACACUCACUCUCACAAGUCCUGGAGGAAGUACGAAGUGAUGGCACUGUCCCUGCACGAGACGUACCCUGGCCACCAUCUGGAAGCCAUCUACACAAAGCUGAACCCUUCCAUUCCGAUCUUCCGCAAGUUUGUCGACUACACCUCCAGUAUCAACGCCCCAGCGAGGUUCCCGCUGCGCACUGCCAUAACCGAGGGCUGGGGCCUCUACUCCGAGUUUCUUGGAGAGGAACUCGGCCUCUAUACUGAUCCUUAUCAGAGGAUGGGCCGCCACUCCUUCGAGCUGCUGCGCGCCAGUCGAUUGGUGGUGGACACAGGCAUACACGCGCUAGGCUGGUCCAGGGACAGAGCUGUGGCCUUCCUGACGAACCACACAGCGCUGUCCGAUAGUAGCAUACAGAGUGAAAUCAACAGGUACAUCACGUAUCCAGGACAAGCCUGCUCUUAUAAAAUUGGAGAGAUCAAGAUAAAAGAGCUAAGACAGAAAGCCCAGAAAUCCCUAGGAACCAGUUUUCAGCUCGCAGAAUUCCAUAACGUCGUGCUGGGGUGCUUUGCGUCACUAAAAAUCGUGGAGGAGUGUGUCACGAGCUACAUUGUAUCCACUACACAAUGCCCAGCUUAAAUGUUCAGUUCUUACAGUGUUGCAGCACGUCAUGGAGCUACAUUUUUGUGAUGCGUGAGUGGGCGAGGUACUGGCAGCCUGCAGCCUGUACCUCGUGUUGUUUUUGCUAUUGCGUCUUACUUAUGUUUAUUUAUUACUCGUACAUUAAUAUACUCAUGAAUAAAAGUAGAUAGUAUGAAUGACUUGUGUGAAGAUAUUUUCUCUGUCUUCCUGUGUAUGUUUACAUCAUAGAUUUUAUUUAUUGCUUCUUUAGGUGAGUGGAUUGGUGUACAGGUAUACAAAUUAAAGAAAAUUAUCUGGUUCAGAAGUGUCGACAUCAAUAUUUAUUUAACAACAGAAAAACCAGAGAAGGAAUAUGAACGAUACUGAAUUUUCCUUAAAACAAAACAAUGUUCUCGAAAACAAUCUCCCUUUAUCAUCAACGAGAAAUGUUUUACUCACUACACAAUCAUUUGGGCUGGGAAUCUGGGCUCUUACAAAAGUCUUGGAUGGAAAACUUGAGUAUCCGAUGGGAAAUGGAGAGACUGCUGCUUGGCCUAACAUAGAGAUAAGAAUAGAAAAUAUAUAAAGAAGUAAAUCAAACACGAAAAUUUCUUGAUUACAAAGAUAAAAGUAAACGUGAACAUGAC
Molecule: messenger RNA, 2610 nt
Organism: Scylla paramamosain (green mud crab)
Lineage: Eukaryota; Metazoa; Arthropoda; Malacostraca; Decapoda; Portunidae
Exons: 14
Coding region: 155-1981 (608 amino acids)
Source: RefSeq, a predicted model, not a curated record